UCGCUGGCUCACUAGCUGGUGGUGGGCGCGCCGAGCUGGAAGGUAGCAGUCGCGUCUGCUCUCGAGUUCCUUUCGCGCUCGUGGCAUUUGGAUAACUUGCUGCUUAUCAAACACAUCAUGACUCUGGAAGAAGUCCGCGGCCAGGACACAGUUCCGGAAAGCACAACAAGAAUGCAGGGCGCCGGGAAAGCGUUGCACGAGCUGCUACUAUCGGCUCAGCGCCAGGGCUGCCUCACCGCUGGCGUCUACGAGUCCGCCAAAGUCCUGAAUGUAGACCCUGACAACGUGACCUUCUGCGUGCUGGCCGCAGACGAGGAGGACGAGGGCGAUAUCGCGCUGCAAAUCCACUUCACGUUGAUCCAGGCGUUCUGCUGCGAGAACGACAUCGACAUCGUGCGCGUGGGCGACGUGCAGAGGCUGGCGGCGAUCGUGAGCGCCGGCGACGAAGGGGGCGCGCCGGGCGACCUGCACUGCAUCCUCAUUUCGGUGAGUGCCGCCUCCGCCCCCACCGCGGUGUCUACCCCGCGCCCCGUCUUGGCCCGAGGCCAUCCCGGCUCACCCAGUGCUGUGCUCUCCCGGCAGAACCCCAAUGAGGACGCGUGGAAGGACCCAGCCUUGGAGAAGCUUAGUCUGUUCUGCGAGGAGAGCCGCAGCGUCAACGACUGGGUACCCAGCAUCACCCUUCCCGAGUGACCGCCCGGCAGGGGCCUUGGUCUGAUCGACGACGGGGUAAUACCCCGGGGCGCCUAGCGCGCUGCUGGCUCUGGAGGGGCCCUCCGAGGACACCCGAGUGCGACGUGGAGACUGGCAGGUGGAGGCCUGGAGAGCGAGGAGCAAGCCUCCCCAGGAGGGGCCUGGCCAAGGCAGGGCAGACUGGCCCAAGCCGAGGACUCUGCGAGUGUCUGGAGCGGCUGCUCGCUCAAGAAGGAGGUGGGGACUUUGGCCACAGUGCUGGGAAGGACAGACUGGCUGGGUAGGCAUGACUUAGCACCUGCGCUCCUCCUGAGGCUGGAAAGGCCGGCCAGGCGAUCUGGAUUUGGUGCAGCCGCAGGAGCCUGACGGACUUCAUAGGCUGCUCUGCUUUUUCAAAAGGGAUCUGGGCAAUGUUUCCUUUUCUAAAGAAUACUGCCAUUGAAGCUUUGAAUUUUACAAUAAACUUGUUGAAACAAA
Fukomys damarensis (Damara mole-rat) is the source of this 1170-nucleotide messenger RNA. It is a transcript of the gene Gadd45g, whose product is annotated as growth arrest and DNA damage inducible gamma. Gene Ontology annotation, cellular component: cytoplasm; nucleus. The record is from RefSeq and is a predicted model, not a curated record. The coding region runs from base 118 to 693 and encodes 191 amino acids. NCBI's taxonomy places the organism in Eukaryota, Metazoa, Chordata, Mammalia, Rodentia, Bathyergidae. Gene Ontology annotation, biological process: regulation of cell cycle. The transcript has 3 exons.